UUCCACUUCAUUCAUGACAAGACAUAUCUCUCACAAUUUGGGCUUUCCAUAGUGUCUCCCUCUAACGCAGUGGAUUUUGGCAAGAAUUCUUGAAUCUGCGCUUCCAAUUUUCAAACCACAAUCAUUUCUUUAGCAAAUAAUGAAGAGGGCUUCCCUUUAAUCUGGAUGCAUUCACCGUUUCACAACCAUGGACUUCAAGAAACAGAAGCAAGUCAGAAUGAGGAAAAAAGGAAUCUUGAUGAGAAAAAUGGGGUUCACAGCCUUGAAAAGCAACUACCUGUGUACAAAAACUCAAAAACCCCAUGGAAAUCUGAAGGUGGAUAUGGGGAAAAGGGUCCCAAAUUUGGUAGGUCUAAGGUUUUUCCAGAAUGUCAAGAGCCAGAGAAAAUAAGAAUCUUGGAUCCUGGAAGUGAUGUUGUGUUGAAAUGGAAUAGGAUUUUCUUGUGUUCUUGUUUGGUGGCACUCUUUGUGGAUCCCUUGUUUUUCUAUCUUCCUUCUGUGCUGAAUCAGGGCUCUGGCACUUCUUCAUGUAUGCAUAUAGACCUGAAUUUGGGGAUAAUUGUGACCUGUUUUAGGACAUUGGCUGAUGUGCUGUAUCUGCUGCAUGUGCUUAUCAAGUUUAGGACAGCUUAUGUUUCUCCUAGAUCAAGGGUUUUUGGCAAGGGUGAACUUGUCAUGGAUCUUGAUCAGAUUGCAAAGAGGUAUUUGAGGUCCGAGUUCUUCAUCGAUGCGAUUGCAGCAUUGCCUCUUCCUCAGAUUGUGAUAUGGACGAUAUUACCAGCAAUCAGAAGCUCCCAUGCUGAUCAUACGAACAAUGCGUUGAUACUGAUUGUCCUGCUGCAGUACGUCCCGAGACUGUAUCUGAUCUUCCCCUUGAGUUCUCAAAUCAUCAAAGCUACUGGAGUAGUCACAAAGACAGCCUGGGCCGGUGCUGCAUACAAUUUGCUACUCUACAUGCUUGCAAGUCAUGUGCUGGGAGCUUCCUGGUACGUGCUGUCUAUUCAACGACAUGCUACAUGUUGGAAGUCAGCUUGCACAGUCGAAAUGAAUACCACCAGUUGUUCUCUUGGCUUUCUGGAUUGUAGUGCUUUGUACCACAGUGACAGAGUGAAAUGGGUGAAUAGCACGCACGUCUUCAGAAGAUGCAAUCCCGGUGAUACUACCUACUUUAACUAUGGCAUUUUUGGAAAUGCUGUUGCGAACAACGUUGUCUCAUCUGAUUUUGUGGAGAAAUACUUCUACUGCUUAUGGUGGGGCUUACAGAACUUGAGUUCGUAUGGCCAGACAUUGGCAACGAGCACGUUUAUUGGUGAAACUCUGUUUGCUAUACUCAUUGCUAUCUUUGGGCUUGUUCUGUUCGCUCAUUUGAUUGGAAAUAUGCAGACCUAUCUGCAAUCGAUCACUGUGAGGCUCGAGGAGUGGAGGCUUAAGCGAAGAGACACUGAGGAAUGGAUGAGGCAUCGUCAACUACCACAAGAUCUGCAGCAACGCAUCAGGCGUUUUACACAGUACAAAUGGCUAGCCACAAGGGGAGUUAACGAGGAAUCCAUCCUGCGUGGCUUGCCCACUGAUCUCUGUCGUGACAUCCAACGCCACCUCUGUUUAGACCUUGUUCGACGUGUACCAUUUUUCUCACAGAUGGACAGUCAACUUCUAGACGCCAUAUGUGAGCGCCUAGUGUCGUCUUUAAGCACCCAGGGGACCUACAUUGUUCGUGAAGGCGAUCCUGUGACGGAGAUGCUCUUCAUUAUCAGAGGGACGUUGGAGAGCUCAACCACCAACGGAGGGCGGACAGGAUUCUUCAACUCGACCAUAUUGAGGCCGGGUGAUUUCUGUGGGGAGGAGCUGCUUUCAUGGGCUUUGCUGCCAAGGUCUACCCUAAACUUGCCCUCUUCGACUAGAACGGUUAGAUCCUUUACCGAAGUGGAGGCGUUCGUGCUGAGAGCAGAGGACCUCAAGUUUGUUGCGAAUCAGUUCAGACGUCUUCACAGCAAGAAACUGCAGCACACGUUCCGUUACUACUCCCACCACUGGAGGACGUGGGCAGCCUGCUUCAUUCAGGUGGCCUGGCGACGACACAAGAAGAGAACCACCGCGAAGAGCCUAAGCAUGAAAGAGUCCUUCUGUGUAUCCGAUGAGGGACAUUAUUCACAUGAUGAAAACGACAAAGAGGAGGAUGAAUCCGCUGCCUGCAUCCUGUCUCAGCCAGCAAUGCAGAGCCUUGGAGUAACGAUACUGGCUUCUAGAUUUGCUGCCAACACGAGGAGAGGAGCGCUCAAGGCGAAGAACGUGCAAUUGCCCAAGCUUCAGAAGCCCGAAGAGCCAGACUUCUCAGCCGAUCCUGAUGACGACUAGCACCAAUUCUCCUAACUCAGGAGAGUGCGUUUCGGGAAACUCGAUCAAACUCAGCAUUCGUCAGAUGGAACGCGUAUCGUAAGCUAGAGUAUUAUCCAGAAAGAAAGCACUAGUAUACAAGUUUUUGUACAGGAAAAGAUAAAUAUUUUGAUACAAAGUUCUUGAAAUGCCUGUACUACUUUCUGAAUUUUGUAUCAGAAUAUUAUUGCCUUUGUUACAACUGUUUGAUUUUAUCACAGUUUUCUA
Molecule: messenger RNA, 2601 nt
Organism: Salvia splendens (bonfire salvia)
Lineage: Eukaryota; Viridiplantae; Streptophyta; Magnoliopsida; Lamiales; Lamiaceae
Product: probable cyclic nucleotide-gated ion channel 14
Exons: 7
Coding region: 166-2355 (729 amino acids)
Biological process (GO): transmembrane transport; monoatomic ion transport
Cellular component (GO): membrane
Molecular function (GO): monoatomic ion channel activity
Source: RefSeq, a predicted model, not a curated record